AAAGUAGUUUUGAGAAGUGAAGUAUAAAAUCCCAACCGGUCAGCGUAAGGAUCAUUCGCUUCAUACAAUGUCUUUCAAGGUUGUGGUACUUUGCGCCGUGGUCGCCAUCGCCAACGCCGGUUACCUGGAACCCGCCCUCAGGUACGCAGCUCCAGCGCCGAUCGCGUACAGAAGCUACGUCUCGCCGGCCGUUACAAAAACCGACUUCAUCCCAGGAUCGUACUCGUCCUCCUACAGGAGCGACGUCAUUACGCCACGCGUCCAGUACACCGAAACUCCCGGGUACAGUUACUCGGUACCACAACCACCGGCCAUCGGUUACGCUCCGACGCUGACCAGGGUUGCCCAUUUUGAACCGGUCGCGCCGAUUGUAAGGGCACAUCCCGCACCAAUUGCUCAAGUGGGCUACGCGCAUGGAGCCGCUCCAUUGGCAUUUGCAGGGCAUGAUUUGAAAUACGCCAGGGCUGCUUCGGUUUGGGGUUAGGCGGGUAUUUGACUAUUAUUAUUAUUAAUACAGUUGAUAUUUCAACAAAUACAAAU
Molecule: messenger RNA, 540 nt
Organism: Photinus pyralis (common eastern firefly)
Lineage: Eukaryota; Metazoa; Arthropoda; Insecta; Coleoptera; Lampyridae
Exons: 2
Coding region: 68-484 (138 amino acids)
Source: RefSeq, a predicted model, not a curated record